AUGUACGUGGUCGGAAAACACCGGGGCCAGCCACUAAUGGCUGUGGGUGGACGUGGCCCCAACAGCAGAUACCUCUUCUACGUCGUCGACCGCGUGCCCGGAACACGAUUCCUAGUUAACACCGGAGCAGAGGUCAGCGUAAUUUCCGCAGGCAAGCUGUAUCGCCGAUCUCGGGGCGCGUGCUUCACUGUCAAGACUGCUAAUAGUUCAUCAAUCCCCUUUUAUGGCCAAGAGUCCCUGGCCCUCAACAUCGGACUUCGUCGGGAUUUUCGCUGGCUGUUCCUCGUUGCCGACGUCACUCAGGUCAUCCUUGGUGCAGACUUUUUGCGGACGCCUCAUCAACAGCACGACGUCGCUUUCUGUGCGUGCCCUCCACCUCCACGGCUCUCCACCUCGCGUGUUGUCCUCCGCUACGCCAGAGUCCUCGUUCGCGUCCAUCUUGAGGGAUUUUCCAAGGCUCACCAACCGCCGGACGGGACCAAGCCAGUGCACCACGAUGUGGUGCACAAUGUUGUCACCCAUGACCCUCCAGCGCGCUACCGCCCGCAGCGGCUGGGCCCUGGAGAAUUCAACGUCGCAAAAGCCCCAUUUGUGCAUAUGCUUCAGCUGGGAAUCAUCAGACCGUCUUCCAGCACAUGGGCGUGUCCCCUGCGUAUGGUCCCGAAAAGAACUGGUGCCUGGCCGCAUGCGGGGAUUAUCGCGCCCUAA
Ornithodoros turicata is the source of this 708-nucleotide messenger RNA. RefSeq lists its product as uncharacterized. The transcript has a single exon. The record is from RefSeq and is a predicted model, not a curated record. The coding region runs from base 1 to 708 and encodes 235 amino acids. NCBI's taxonomy places the organism in Eukaryota, Metazoa, Arthropoda, Arachnida, Ixodida, Argasidae.